Molecule: messenger RNA, 797 nt
Organism: Nematolebias whitei (Rio pearlfish)
Lineage: Eukaryota; Metazoa; Chordata; Actinopteri; Cyprinodontiformes; Rivulidae
Gene: sod1
Product: superoxide dismutase 1, soluble
Exons: 5
Coding region: 67-543 (158 amino acids)
Biological process (GO): removal of superoxide radicals
Cellular component (GO): cytosol; mitochondrion; peroxisome
Molecular function (GO): superoxide dismutase activity; copper ion binding
Source: RefSeq, a predicted model, not a curated record
GUACAAAACUUGGAAAAAGGGCACUCCACGCGAUAGCAACGUCGGUUUCCUUGAGUUGCAGCAAAGAUGGUGGUCAAAGCUGUAUGUGUGCUGAGAGGAGCCGGGGACGCAGCCCCCAAAGGCACGGUUUACUUUGCGCAAGAGAAUGAAUCAGCCCCCGUCAAGGUGACGGGUGAAAUCAGUGGUCUUACCCCUGGUGAGCAUGGUUUUCACGUCCAUGCUUUUGGGGACAACACAAAUGGGUGUGUCAGUGCAGGACCUCACUACAAUCCUGAGAAGAAGAAUCACGGUGGGCCUACAGAUCAAGAAAGACAUGUUGGAGACUUGGGGAAUGUGGUGGCAGAUGCAAAUAAUGUUGCCAAGAUAAGCAUUGAAGACUCUCUCAUCAAACUGUCUGGCUCCCAUUCUAUCAUUGGCAGAACCAUGGUGAUACAUGAGAAAAGUGAUGAUCUUGGAAAAGGACAAAAUGAAGAGAGCCUGAAGACUGGUAAUGCUGGCGGACGUCUAGCCUGUGGAGUUAUUGGCCUUGCUGAGUCUACCUAGUUUGUCACAUUAAGCACUGGAUUUUCCUCACUGCACAUAGACCAACUUAGCUAUUUGAUGUAACAGUUUGACCUUUUCAGUACUCGGGGUUUUUAACUAGAUAAAGGAAGUUAAUUUUCUGUCCUGAAUGUUCCUAGUGGUGACAGAUGUCCAAAUGAAGUCUAUAUGUCUACCAGUUGGCUUUGGUCCUAAAGAUAUGGUAAUGCUUAAAGAAUUUACAAACGUUUCAUCGUAAAAUAAAGUCGUUCAACAAA